GGGGGGACACAGACAAAGUGGGAAAGAGAAUUGAUUUCGGUUUAUGAAUGGCACUGACAUGGAGGAAAUUCCGUUUCAGAAAGUCAAAACCAGGAGGAAGAAAGGCCACUGUCCCCCUGGAUCCCCUUUAAAUGCUAUCGCCUGCGAGGACGAAUUUGAUUGCAAAGAGCUGGAAUCUCUUUUCCAGAAUUACAACCUGAAAUUGGAGCAGACCUCGACUUUAAAAGCACUGGCUGUUUUGAUCAUAAUGACUUCAACUUUGGCCCUGGUGGAACUGAUGUCUGGCCCCAGCUUGACCAUUUCCAAAGGGUCCCAUCCAGUGCACUGUAUUAUCUUCGUGUCACUUUUCAUCGUCACCAAUGUUAAGUACUUGCAGGUGACCCAGCUGCAGCAAAUCGUCAAGCUGACCUUGCUCUUCAGCUUUACUUUUUCUUUCCUGUGCUGUCCCUUUUCACUCGGAGCUUAUGGUUUGGAGCCACCGACCUCCCCAGAGCAGGGGAUGUGGCAGCUAAUGUUAGUGACAUUUGUCGCUUAUUCCUUACUACCAGUGCGGACCUUACUGGCCACAGUAUUUGGGCUUAUGGUAUCUGUAUCUCAUAUCAUUGUCAGCGCAACAUCUGUCACUGCCAAAAGACAACCACUAUGGAGAACACUUGUAGCCAAUGCUGUCCUUUUUGCCAGUGUAAAUCUGUCUGGAGUGUUUGUGAGGAUUCUGACAGAAAGAGCUCAGAGAAAAGCCUUUCUUCAGGCCAGAAACUGCAUAGAGGACAGGCUGAGGUUGGAGGACGAGAAUGAGAAACAGGAGCGACUUCUAAUGAGCCUUCUGCCCAGAAAUGUGGCAAUGGAGAUGAAGGAAGACUUUUUAAAACCUCCUGAAAGGAUUUUUCACAAGAUAUAUAUUCAGAGGCAUGACAAUGUCAGCAUCUUGUUUGCAGAUAUUGUGGGCUUCACAAGCCUAGCCUCUCAGUGCACAGCCCAGGAAUUGGUGAAACUUUUAAAUGAACUCUUUGGAAAGUUUGAUGAGUUAGCCACUGAAAAUCACUGCAGGAGAAUCAAGAUCCUUGGGGAUUGCUAUUACUGUGUUUCUGGACUGACCCAACCAAAAACCGAUCAUGCUCACUGCUGUGUGGAAAUGGGAUUGGAUAUGAUUGAUACCAUCACGUCUGUAGCUGAAGCCACGGAGGUGGACCUGAACAUGAGAGUUGGACUUCACACAGGAAGGGUGCUUUGUGGGGUACUUGGCCUCCGCAAAUGGCAGUAUGAUGUCUGGUCCAAUGAUGUGACCUUAGCAAAUGUAAUGGAAGCUGGUGGUUUACCUGGGAAGGUUCACAUUACAAAGACCACCCUGGAGUGCCUCAAUGGAGACUAUGAAGUAGAACCUGGAUAUGGCCAUGAGAGAAAUAGUUUUCUACAGAAGCAUAACAUUGAAACCUUUUUUAUUGUGCCAUCUCAUCGACGGAAGAUAUUCCCUGGAUUAAUCCUCUCAGACAUAAAACCUGCCAAAAAGAUGAAAUUCAAAACCGUUUGCUACUUACUUGUUCAGCUCAUGCACUGCCGAAAGAUGUUCAAAGCAGAGAUUCCCUUUUCUAACGUUAUGACUUGUGACGAUGAUGACAAGAGAAGGGCGCUCAGAACAACUUCUGAAAAACUAAGAAAUCGCACUUCCUUUUCUACCAAUGUAAUACACAACACCCCUGGCACAAGGGUAAACCGAUAUAUCAGCCGACUCAUAGAGGCACGACAGACUGAGUCAGAGAUGGCAGAUUUACAUUUCAUCACAUUAAUGUACAAACAUGCUGAGCGGGAGCAGAAAUAUCAUCAGCUUCACGAUGAAUACUUCACCAGUGCAGUAAUUCUCGCCCUGAUCCUCGCUGCCUUAUUUGGCCUUGUCUACCUUCUAAUAAUACCACAGAAUACAGCUGUUCUUGUCCUCCUGGUAUUCUGCAUAUGCUUCCUAGUUGCUUGUAUUAUGUAUCUGCAUGUCACUAGAGUACAGUGUUUUCCAGGGUGCCUGACCAUACAAAUUAGAACAAUUUUGUGUGUGUUCAUAGUGGUCUUAAUUUACGCAGUGGCCCAAGGAUGCCUGGUUGGCUGUAUGCCACAGAUUUGGAACAACAACUCCAGCAGUGCUAUAGUGAUCAUCAACUCCAAUGGAGUGAAUAAAACAACGGCAGAGCUGCCAUGUGAUACAGCCCACUAUGCCUUUCUCUCGUGUGUCACUGGGACUCUAACCCUUGCAAUAUUUCUACGUGUUUCCUCAUUGGCAAAAAUGAUCCUGCUCUUCCUUGUCACUAUUUUGUACAUAGUUAUUCUUGAAAUCAGUGGAUUCAGAAAAUCACUGGGGGGAGGCUCAUUUUACUUACGAGGAUAUGAACCCAUUUUAGCAAUUUUGCUGUUUUCCUGUGCUUUGGCACUUCACUCCAGACAACUGGACCUCAAGUUACGUCUGGACUACCUCUGGGCUGUACAGGCAGAAGAGGAGAGAGACGACAUGGAAAGAGUAAAGCUUGACAACAAAAGGAUUUUAUUUAACCUACUCCCUGCACACGUUGCACAGCACUUCCUGAUGUCCAACCCAAGGAAUAUGGAUCUUUACUACCAAUCGUAUUCCCAAGUGGGUGUGAUGUUUGCUUCCAUUCCCAAUUUCAAUGAUUUCUACAUUGAGCUGGACGGCAAUAACAUGGGUGUGGAAUGCUUACGCCUGUUAAAUGAAAUCAUUGCUGAUUUUGAUGAGCUGAUGGACAAAGAAUGUUACACGGAUAUCGAAAAGAUUAAAACUAUUGGCAGCACCUACAUGGCAGCAGUGGGGUUAGUGCCUACAACUGGAUCCAAGGCCAAAAAGUCAAUCUACACUCAUCUAAGCACAGUGGCAGAUUUUGCUAUAGAGAUGUUUAAUGUACUAGAUGAAAUCAACUACCAGUCAUAUAAUGACUUUGUCUUAAGAGUUGGUAUCAAUGUUGGACCUGUAGUGGCAGGAGUCAUUGGGGCCAGGAGACCACAAUAUGACAUCUGGGGAAACACUGUUAAUGUAGCUAGCAGAAUGGACAGCACUGGAGUUCAAGGAAAAAUACAAAUAACUGAAGAUGUGUUUCAAAUACUCAAGAAGUGCGACUAUGAGUUUGUGUGUCGGGGGAAGGUCAGCGUGAAAGGAAAAGGAGAAAUGCUGACAUAUUUCCUGGAAGGAAAAUCCAAUGGUCCUAACCAACAGACCCGGUCAGUGAGUCUUGAAAGGAAAAAGUACCCUUAUGGGAGAGCCAACAUUCAAACAAAGUUGGGCACUAACUGUCCUUCAGUAUCGUCCGUAGCAAGCUUUACAGUGAAAGCUGGCCUUGGAACCAUUCAGGCCUCUACUGCACUCACAAACCAGACUGUGCAUUGCCUUCCAUCUGUGCCAGCUGCUAAGGAAGCAUGAAAAUAUGCCAUUUUGGUCAAGAACAGGUUUUGCUUACAAGAGAGGAACAUUCAGCAGACUAUAAAAUAAAUCUAUGAAAAGGCCAACUCAAUACAAAUUUUCAAUUCAGUUAUGCCUGAAUUCUCACCAGAAGGUCUUGGGUAACAGCACAACCAAGGAUCACUGCAAUCCUACCAAAGAGAACUUUGGGUUCCACUAAAAAGAACUUUUGAAAAGGUUACAAGGGCUAACACUUUGUUAGGAUAGGUCCUAAUUUGAGGUUUGAAAGUGCUUAUAGAAAUUUCAGAUACUUUGUACACUCUUAAUGUGCUUUUUCUUCUGUUACCCAAACUGGAUGGACCCACGUUUCAUGUGAACAAUAAACCCUUCCAGUAAAGCAUCAGAGAAUAAAAUAUUCAAAUAUACCUAAAUUAGUUUAAUGGUAUAUAACAACAAAAGUCAAUCUUACUUAAAGAGUAAGUAGUAGAGUUCCAAAAAAUAUAGUUACACGUCCCCACGUGUUGCUACAACUGUUUAAAUAAUGUACCUGUAAUUUUUAUUUUCAUUGUUAACAUUCUGACAACUUUUUACACUUAUAACUUUAAAAGCUCUUUUCAAAAUGACCGCUCUUUUCUUUUAUUGCUCUACCUGCAGUGAUUUAGAGGACAAAUCUGAAAUCCCAGUGCACUAGAGCGGACAUUUUGAAAAAGACAUUAAAGUGCUAAAAGUUGUCAAGAUGUACUUUAUUUAAACAGUGGCAGCAAGACAUGGGGAUGUGUAACGCUUUAUUUUUCAGAACCCCGCUGCUUAUUCUUUAAGAGUGCAAAACAUCUUCCUUUUAUGUUAAUAGAUGAUUAGCCCGCAUGCUUCCAGCUGGACAAACCAAAUUCAAAAUGUUCUAUUAAGUGGAAGAGAAUGGGACUGGCUUAAUCAACACACUUUUAUAUUUUUAUGAACUUCACAUGAUUCACUUUGUGUAAUACCCCAAGCCAGGAAAAAUCAAAUGAGUAUAAAAUGUUCACUGCAGUUCAUUGAGUUCUAAUAUGUAUUUUGA
Messenger RNA from Acipenser ruthenus (sterlet), 4445 nucleotides. RefSeq names its product adenylate cyclase type 1-like. Gene Ontology annotation, cellular component: plasma membrane. NCBI's taxonomy places the organism in Eukaryota, Metazoa, Chordata, Actinopteri, Acipenseriformes, Acipenseridae. Gene Ontology annotation, molecular function: adenylate cyclase activity. The transcript has 20 exons. Bases 44 to 3412 code for a protein of 1122 amino acids. The record is from RefSeq and is a predicted model, not a curated record. Gene Ontology annotation, biological process: adenylate cyclase-activating G protein-coupled receptor signaling pathway; intracellular signal transduction; cAMP biosynthetic process.